AUGUCAGGUGUGUGGGUGUUCAAGAACGGUGUUUACCGGUUGGUUGAAAACCCGGCGGCGGAACAUGGCGCCGCGUCCCGGAAGAAGUGUUUGGUGUACUUGCCGACAGGGCAGGUGGUAACCUCGUACCGGUGUCUGGAGCAAAUCCUGACGGGGUUGGGGUGGGAGAGGUAUUACAGUGGUGACCCUGACCUCUUCCAGUUCCACAAGCAAUCCUCCAUUGACCUAAUCUCUCUCCCCAGGGACUACAACAAGUUCAACUCCAUCUACAUGUACGACAUCGUCGUUAAAAACCCUAACCUUUUCCAGGUCCGAGAUGGCUAA
Messenger RNA from Ipomoea triloba (trilobed morning glory), 324 nucleotides. Its product is annotated as flowering-promoting factor 1-like protein 2. Bases 1 to 324 code for a protein of 107 amino acids. The transcript has a single exon. Gene Ontology annotation, biological process: vegetative to reproductive phase transition of meristem; regulation of flower development. The record is from RefSeq and is a predicted model, not a curated record. NCBI's taxonomy places the organism in Eukaryota, Viridiplantae, Streptophyta, Magnoliopsida, Solanales, Convolvulaceae.